Messenger RNA from Colletotrichum spaethianum, 210 nucleotides. RefSeq lists its product as uncharacterized. Lineage: Eukaryota; Fungi; Ascomycota; Sordariomycetes; Glomerellales; Glomerellaceae. Bases 1 to 210 code for a protein of 69 amino acids. The record is from RefSeq and is a predicted model, not a curated record. The transcript has a single exon.
AUGCCGAAAACACUGCCGCCGCCCCGACUGCUGUCCCAAAGCGACAACGGGUGUCUCGAGCGUGCGACCAAUGUAGAAGGCAAGCAACCAUACACAGUUAUUGUUCGCUUUGAGUUCUCUGAUGGCAACAUGUGGAUGCCGGUCACCUUGUUUCUGUACCGCGCGCCUCGGGAUGACCAGCGUCAUGCCAACUGCGUGCUGCUCCGUUGA